Messenger RNA from Vanrija pseudolonga, 1478 nucleotides. RefSeq names its product Transformer-2 (gene tra2). Gene Ontology annotation, biological process: positive regulation of mRNA splicing, via spliceosome. The record is from RefSeq and is a predicted model, not a curated record. Gene Ontology annotation, molecular function: RNA binding. Gene Ontology annotation, cellular component: spliceosomal complex. Lineage: Eukaryota; Fungi; Basidiomycota; Tremellomycetes; Trichosporonales; Trichosporonaceae. Bases 53 to 1006 code for a protein of 317 amino acids. The transcript has 5 exons.
GAGAAGCUGUUGUUCGCACCACUUUUGUGCAUUGACACACUUCUAAAGCACAAUGGACUUUUCGUCGUCCACUGCCCCAGUCUCGAGGGAGACUUGGGCGCCUCGUUCGCCCGUCCACGACGGCGGCGACGACCGCCGCUACGCCGAGCGCCCGCCCGUGCCGGCCCAUGACGUCGAGAUGCGCGACGGCGGCCGUGACCGCGAUGACCGUGACGACCGCGACCGCCGCGACGACAGGCGCGAUGACCGCCGUCCGCCCCACGACGACCGCCGCGAUGACCGCGGCCCGCCUCGCGACGUUGGCAGGCCCUCCGCCCCGCCCUCUCGCCCCAACAAUGCUCCCUCGGUCGAGGCCAACCCCGUCCUUGGUGUCUUUGGCCUCUCGAUCCGCACCUACGAGCGUGACCUUGAGGACGAGUUCUCGCGCCACGGUGACGUCGAGAAGGUGACCAUUGUCUACGACCAGCGUACUGACCGCUCCCGUGGCUUUGGCUUCAUCACCAUGCGUAGCAUUGAGGACGCUGCCCGUUGCAUUGAGAAGCUCAACGGUGUCGUUCUCCACGGCCGUGCCAUCCGUGUCGACUACUCGGCUACGACCAAGCCUCACGCUCCUACACCAGGAGAGUACCGUGGCGAGAAGCGUCCCUUUGACGACCGCUUUGACGGCCGCCGUCGUGACGACCGUGACCGCCGCUGGGGCGGUGGCGACCGCUAUGAUGACCGCCGUGGUGGUGGUGACCGCUGGGGUGGCGACCGCCGUGGCGGCGGCGACCGCUACGGACCCCGUGACGACGACCGUCGUGGUGGUGACCGCGACAGGCCGUAUGACCGUCGCGACGGCCCCCCUCGCCGCGACGACGACCCCUACGGUGGCCGCAGCCGUCGUGACGACGACCGCCCUCCUCCCGAGCGCCGCCGCUCUCCCAGCCCCCGUCGCCGCUACUCUGCGUCGCCGGACCGCCGGGGCCCUCCUGCUGGUGGCCAGGGCGAGUCUGACCGCUUCUAAGCGCACAGCCACAUCGCACAAGCCUGGAUGCAAGCUCGUACCUACUAAAGUAUAGACCUCACGCCCCUCCCCCCCUCUGCCCUAUAGGACAAGCAUGGGUCAAGCCUCUCUUCAAUCCUCCAUGAAUGUCAAGCCGGCGCCGUCAGAGUCAAGCCCAAGUGCCCAGAGAACAUGUACCAUUCUUCGUCGUGCCGUGUCAAUCAGUCAAUGAAUCCAUCCAUCCAUCCGUCCAUCAUCACAAGAGCAAUGCCCAAAGCGUACAACAUUGAACACUUAAAGAGCAGCCACCUGGCAUGGUGCACUCGCGAUAUCGGUGCAUCGAGCACGGUGAGUCUCGGCAGGGGCUGACGCAGGCAACGUUCCGAGCACCGCAGGAUCCAUGCGUCGCAGUUGCGCAAAGAGCGCCGCAGGGAGCGAGUGCUCUUGCGCACUUCUGCAGUGCGAAGAAGUUUGGUGAGUGGAUGGCAUGAGC